This is a messenger RNA of Equus caballus (horse), 1406 nucleotides long. The record is from RefSeq and is a predicted model, not a curated record. Lineage: Eukaryota; Metazoa; Chordata; Mammalia; Perissodactyla; Equidae.
AGUCUACCGUGCGGGCACAUGGGGAAGCGUCCUGGGGGAGAAGACUGUGUGUGCGCAGGCAGAAGGGGGCCCGGGAGGGGCCAGUCUCCGCGCACUUGGGGGGGAGCCUCUCCCCAGCACCCGGGCACCGGGGAGCGUGCACACCACGGGGAAGGGCCUAGCCCAGCGCCCCAGCGGGAAGCUUCGGGUACACAGGGUUCCAGCCCGCGUGCGAAGGGGCGGGGUUCCUGCCAGAGCUGGCGAUAGGUGCGCAUGGGCGCAGGGGCCAAGGCUGUGUGUUCGGCUGUUACUGGGGAGGGAGAGGUGGAGUUCUGGCCCCUAGCAAACGGGGGUGGGGGCAUUUGUGUACAAGAUGGGGUCCCAGCCGCAGAGCAGAAAGGGAGAGGCUGUGUGCACAUGGCAGCAUUCCAACCCAGGGCAGGCAGGACUGUGGGCUAUGCUCAAGGGUGCGGUGUCUUCCACAAGGCUCCUCGAGUGCCCCCACCCCAACGGCUUAGGCAGCCUUCAGGGCUGCGUCGGCCCCCUCCCACCCCCUUCCUCCGGAGGCCCCUACGCCUGUUCCAGCCGUGGCUUGUACACAUUUUCCGAUUUCCUGUGAACGUCCGCCCAGCAGGCAGCUGGGUGACUCAGGACCCCGGUGGCCGGGCCCCCCGCUCCAUGGGAUCUUUGUUUGCUCAGGCCUUUGGCUCUGGCCUUCUGGCCUAGGGCCCUCAAAGGAUUUCCUGAGCCCCGCCCCUGCCCCUGCCCUCUGACAGGCGGGCCAGCAGGCCAGUGGAGGGGGGGAUGGAGGGUCCCUGAGGAGUAGCCACCCCUUCCACCGGGCUCAGGAGAUGGAUUGCAGAGAGCCUGGGGCGGGCCAGCGGCCCCCUGAGGAUGAGAAAGAGGUGAUUCGCCGGGCCAUCCAGAAGGAGCUAAAAAUCAAGGAGGGUGUGGAGAACCUGCGGCGGGUGGCCACAGACCGCCGGCAGCUGGGCCAUGUGCAGCAGCUGCUGCGGUCCUCCAACCGCCGCCUGGAGCAGCUGCAUGGAGAGCUGCGGGAGCUGCAUGCCCGCAUCCUGCUGCCCGGCCCCGGGCCCAGCCCUGGGCUCAGCCCUGGGCCCAGCCCGGCUGAACCUGUGGCCCCAGGACCCCGGCCACCAGCAGAGCAGCCAAGGGCUGGGCACCUGGAGGCCCUCCAGAGGCAGCUGCAGGUGGAGCUGAAGGUAAAGCAGGGGGCCGAGAACAUGACCCACACGUACGCCAAUGGCACCCCCAAGGAGAGGAAGCUCCUGGCAGCUGCCCAGCAGAUGCUGCGGGAUAGCCAGCUGAAGGUGGCCCUGCUGCGAAUGAAGAUCAGCAGCUUGGAGGCCAGUGGGUCCCCUGAACCAGGUCCUGAGCUGCUGGCAGAGGAGUUGAGGCAUCGAUUA